AUGAUCUUCUCAAAUGAAUGGAGAAAAGAACUGGCUGCCCUGUACCCUGCAGACAGCAACAAUCAGAUCAGCGUGAGACUUGGUUGCAUGUGGAGGGCCAUUGAAGGAGUGCACAAGGACGAGUAUUUUGCCCGCGCACGCCAGGCGGCCGCGGAGCAUAAGAGGAAAUAUCCUGAUUACGUCUACAUCCCUCAGGAGGCCCGCAUGCAGAAGCGCCUUCGGGAGCAGGCCUGCGAUAAGAAAUUGCGACGAACAAGACGCCAGUCGGUGAAGCGACGCCUCAUGACGGCCCAGACCAGCAGCGCCCGUCCCCUGCCUG
Messenger RNA from Zootermopsis nevadensis, 319 nucleotides. Lineage: Eukaryota; Metazoa; Arthropoda; Insecta; Blattodea; Termopsidae. The record is from RefSeq and is a predicted model, not a curated record.